CUAAAAGCUAGCACAGCUCCCAAACCCUAAACUUUUUUUAAAAAGAGCUCUGUACCGGACCUGCCGCACACUCUUCUCUUAAUUAUCCUAAAGCUGGGAGAAGAGGGUGGAGAGAGCGUCGGAGAAAACAGGAGAGAAGGGAGAAGAAGUAAGUAGAGGGACCGUGGCAGCGACAGGGUGGAGAGGCGAGAGGAGCAGAGACAUCUGGUAUUCAAACCGCAUGGGAGAGGGAGAAGGACUUCCUGCUGAGUCUUAAAAGCAUCAUCAUCAUUUCAAGUCGGGGAGCGUGUAUCUGCUCGACAUGGGCCCUCACUCUCUGUUGAUGGCGCUGAUGGUGGUUGCCACAGCAACUGGGGCCUAUGCAGCCGAGGAGGAGAAUGAAGUGGAUUACGGGUACUGGAACUACAGAGAGGGAGCUGAGAGCGUGAAUGUGGCCUCAGUGCGCAGUGUGACCAGAGUUUUAGAUGCCUGGGGAAAACGCAUCUUCAGUGAGAUCAAAACUCUGCUGCACUCACAGCCCAGCACGCUGCUGCCCGACUACUCCAGGGUGCGCCCUCUGUCCGAGUCUGUCAACGACCUCUUCAGGGAAGUCUCUCUGCUGCACCGACGCAUCGCCGAGCUCUCUCAUCGCCUAGCAACGCUGGAACCAUUUCUCCGUCGCUACGGCUACCAGGGGGAGGAUGGGGAGGAGAAGGAGGAGGAGGAAGGCAGGCGGGCUCACAGCCUGAAAGGGAAGGUGGCGAGUCUGGCCCGGUACACCCCGAGGACCGCAGUGAGCGUGAGCCCGCCCAGAGGGAGCAGGGUGGUGAGGAGGAGACGGGUGAGAGUCCUGAAGAAUAGGGGAGUGAAGCUGGUCAAGAGUGACACAUAGAUGGAUGGACAGAGUGGGGGGGCGGAAAGAUGAAACAGUUGGAGGCUUUGUUGGGUUUACCGAAACGAAUUAUAAAUCCCUUUAUAAACUCUGUAAGGUUUCUACAUAUGCAAUAUAACCUCUGAUUUUUAUUAGUGAGAGACUAAAGUUCUUUAAUAAACUGUUUUAUUAUCACCAUU
Messenger RNA from Neolamprologus brichardi, 1050 nucleotides. RefSeq lists its product as uncharacterized. The record is from RefSeq and is a predicted model, not a curated record. NCBI's taxonomy places the organism in Eukaryota, Metazoa, Chordata, Actinopteri, Cichliformes, Cichlidae.